AUCCACUGCCGGGGCGGGGGGUGCAGCGGGGGGAGGGGGCGGUGGUGAAUCCCGCUCCAGCCGCGGGGAUCCAGGGCGCGUUUUGCCGCCUGCCGGGAGGGCUCGGGGCGGCGAGCGCCCUGCCGAGCCGCCCCCUCCCCGCUCCCUCCCGGAGGGUCCGGCCAGGGGCGACGAGUGCGGCCGCCGCCAGGAGCACGUUUCGCGGCCCGGGGCUCCCUCUCUCGCGCCUGGGCUCGUCGCGCUAUGGGAGCCGCCCGCCCCCGGGGGCCCGGGCCGUGAACCGCGCCUCGCCCCGCUCCCAGCGCGGACCGCCAAGGCAUGCCAGCAUCGCCCCUUCCCGAGAGCUUUGGGCCGGCCGCGCCGCAGCCCUGAGUUAACGCUGGAUCACCACAGAGGGCAGCUACGAGAGCAUGCAGUUUUCUAUUGAAACAAGAGCUCAUGUUUUUUUUCCAUCUCUUCUCUUAAUACUUCUACUGCUCCAAAGACAUGGCUCACCAUGCAAGGCCUUCCAGAUUAGUCAAAAAGGAAGAGUUAGGUAAAAGGAAAACUAACCAGAGCAAAAAGAAAUCGAGCCAAGUGAGGAAGAAAACCACAAAGACCUCCACAAAAGCUAAUAGUUCUGGAAAAAGCAAAAAGCCAGCACAAGAAAAAGAUGGUAAGAAAAAACAGCAAGAAAAGAAAACAAUCAUGAGCUCUACCAGUAGGUUUCUCAGGAGCAGUGUAACUAGAACCUUAUCUGGAGCAUCUUGGGUGACUUUGGAGAAAGCUGACAAUGUCCUCUUUCAUAAUCAGGAUUCUUUCAACGUCAAUGGCUUUACAAUGUCUCUCCGCAAUCGAUCGUUUUCCCAUAGGUUGUCUCAAGCUCCAACAGUUGCAAAAUCCAAGAAAGCUGCAGCACAAAGAAGACUAGAAUCACAGGAAAAGUAUGAGCAAGGAGCCCUGGCAGCAGUAGAAGGAAAAAAUGUUGAAACGGGCAAAAGCAUUUUGAAACAAGAUUUAGCACAAAGUGAGUUAAUUCCUCUGCCUGUAGAAGGUGCUCCAUGUAGUGCAGGUGAAGAGCCUGCUACCACAUGUUCCAGUCAAGACAAACAGCUAGAAAUACCUGAAACAAAUUACUCCAUUCCAAGUAAUCAGCUAACUGAUGACGAUACAGAAGCAUCAGAGGUGAAGUGCAAGCACAAAGACUUGCCUUGUGAACAGGCACCCAGUGACCUCAAUACAGGUAGUUCCGUUGAAGCAGUUGUUGAAGAUGCUGCGCUCAUGCUUCUGUCUUUUCCUUCUGACUCCAUCAUCAACUCUGAAUCAAACUUGAAGGGGUGUGUGGAGACUCCCUUCGAUACGGUGCCUAACAGUAAAGAACCUGACUCCAGUGCUGUUGAUACCUCAGACCUCAGCUCAGCCAUAUUGUUAGUAGAGUCAGUCCCACUUGCUAAAUCCCAUGUCGAAGCAGAGUCAGACUUGGUGCUACCUAGUGAAGAACAAGACUCAAAUUCUGAACCUAUAGUUACCUCUGAGUUUAACUCACAAGAACAUUUAUUAGCAGAUGCAAACUCAUUUUCAGAGUCCUGUCUGAAGGCAGGGUGGACUUUAGAGUCUGUGAGUAGAGACAUUAGUUCAGAUUCCAGCUCUGUAGCUGCCACUGAAUCAAAUUCACUUUUACAUUUCAAAGGUGAAAGCUCACUUGCAGCAUCUCACAUGAAACUGGUUGUGGAUUUUGUCCCCAUUUACACAGAACUUGACUCAAGUUUGGAUUUGAGCUGUACAAGACUGAAUUCAGAAUCUGACUCAAAAAACAUACUUGCAGUGUGUGAACCAGUUCCCAAUAUCUCUUUAAACAGUUUUGAUGUGGAGGCCAUCGAACAGCUUGCUAAAUGUAUCGAUGCAGAAACAUUCAUUCUGAAUUCAGGCUACGUCCCCACUUUAUCUCCAGAUUUAGAAAAAAGCACAGUUGAGAAAAUAUCUGGUGAAAGCUCUGGACAGUUCUCUGAAGGUUUUGUUUCAGAGCUGCCUUCAGGCAUGGAAAUAUCUGAUCUUGCAUCAGAAAAAGCCAUAAAUGCAGAUUUGCCAGCUGACUCAAGACUGCAGCAUAAUGAUUAUUCAUCACAGCUGGGAAGUGUCGGAGUAAGCCUGAAUUUGGUUCAGCAUGUAAGCAACAGCACUGAAGCAGUUCAGGCCUCAGGGCCAUCCUCUCUCAAAAAUCCAGCUGGUGAUCACCCUGUUCCAUAUUCAACUCUUCUCCCUGUGCUAGAAAAGAAGAAACGAAGGCGUUGUGGAGUCUGCGAGCCCUGUCUGCGGAAAACAAAUUGUGAAGAAUGCAGCUGUUGCAGGAAACGCAAAACCAGCCACCGGAUAUGUAAAAAAAGGAAAUGUGAAGAACUGAAAAAGCCACCACCACCACCACCACCCAUCCUACUACCUUUUCAGGUCCUAACUGAAAACAAAAGACCUCAGAGGAGGAAGCAAAGAAAUUUAAAGGCAAAUUUAGAAAACAAACCAGUAAAUGGCCGCAGACCAGAACUCAUGGAAUGCAGUAUAUGUGGUCAUGGUGAAAAAUACAGGGCAAAACCAAACCAAGCAGUACCCAUUGAAAAUGUGCAGUCUAACGAGAAAGAAAGAAUGACAGGCUUAGAAACAGAGAAGUGGGCACAUAACGAAAAGCCAUCUUUUGGUGUCCAUGUCAAUGGAGAUAACCAUGCAACUCUGGCAGGCACUGAACACUUGAAAAAUGCAGAGGACAGUGAAAGCACAGUCCCUCCCAAUUGGUUAGCUGAGCCAAAAAAAUCAUUUGCACAGACUCUCAAAAAUGGCAUCAAACCCCUACAAUAUUCGUCACCAGAAGCAGUUGCUACGCUGAAAGAAGUAUCCCUAGAGGAAAGGAUAGAUUUGACAAGCAGCUCCCAUAAGCAAUGGAUGAAGGGUACCAAUGUGAGUAGCGUGGUAAACACUCUGACUACAGGUGUGGGUUGUGUUCACCUGGAAAAAGAAGGGAAUAUUUUAAUGAAAGAGGAAAACUGCACUUGCAGCAUCUUUGGAGAUUCUGAGAAGUCAGUUUUGCAGACAAGUUCCAUUUUGGAUCUGCAGGAAAGCUUGUAUUGUCCUCCACUGCCUGAAGAGGAAGUGCAUGUAGGAAAGGAUGGCUCUGAGGUACCUAACACAGAGACACAGCAUGAGGAUUCUUCACUCCAGCCAACUUUCCUGUCCCUAAUUAAAAACAGAAAUUUAACCAUAGAGCAGCUUGUAGCUAUUGAGGCUUUAACACGGUUAUCUGAAGCCCCUUUAGAAACCUUACCAGCUAAAACAGAAAGGACUGAAUGUACAGAAGAAACAACUUCCAACUUGCUCCAUAGUAACAAAAGAGAUAUCUCAUCCUCCUUCACGUCUCCUGCAUUAAAAGAAAUCAAAGACACUUACUUAGAGAAUGAGCAACAGCUCUUGGCUCACUGUGCUCACUCGCAGAAGCAGCUCCCUAAUAAGGCAGUGUUAUACAAUGGCCAAAGUUCAGUUUCUGAAUCGUGUGAUAAACCUGCCAGCUCGACGGGUGAGAUGUAUAAAUCACAGUUAUUCUCAAGAGAUACCGAAACAUUAUCUGACUUAACAUCUAAUUCAAAGUCAUUUUCAGGAUAUACUAACAAGAAAAAUCAUACUUGUGAUCCAGUCACCCUUGCACAGUAUUGCAAUGCCUCAUGUAACGUCCAGCAAACAAGUAACAGCUUGGAAGCUCUUGGCCAGUUAGAGCAAAAGCCAACCUGUAAUGAUUUGAAGUUGGAAGCUAGUUCUUUCAGUAAAGAAGGUGGAGUUCACAGCCAGGAUGAAGAGGAUGUAGCUGCACAACUCACUCAACUUGCAGCGUUAAUUGAAUCAAACGAGACACAUUCAGAGCAAAAGAAUGACAUAAAGGCAUCACUGCUUAAUCUAAUAUCACAUGAGAGGCAGCCAAAAUGUAACCAAGACGUGCUGCAGAAAAAAGAAUCUGUAUUCUUUAGGAAUAAUUAUAAGUCCUUACUGUUAAAACAAAAACAAUCAACAAGCAAAAAAGGAAAUGCUGCACAAUGGAAACCAAGACCCAAAAAGAAGCCUCAAGAAGCACGCUAUCAACAAAACAAUCAAAAGCAGCUAGAACUGUUGUCGUGCCAGCAUAACGAGUUGCAGGACAUUUGGAUAUCAUCAAAGCCACACAAGCUUGGUCAAACCGUGCCACAGGAUUCGAAAAUAGCUCCCUCUGAAAAAAAGUCGCCAAGAACCAAAGUCCAGAGACCACCGAAUCAAAAUACUGCAGUAUCACAAGAAAAAAAUAGAUUAUUUCUCCCACAAACCCAGAUAAAAUUCCAUAGAUGUUUACCUGAGGUACCGCAAGAAAGAAAAAAAGACAGGUUGUUGGGCUCUGAAGUGGUGAAUGAGCAAAUCAAAACUGCAGGCUCCAGUGACCCAGUGGGCAACAAUCCACUGAAAAGUGAAAUUGUGGCAUGCAACCAGCAUAGGAACCUGUCUUCCCAUAGCCCUCUGUUUGUGUCACAGUUGAAACCAGCUUCCUUAUUGAACAGACCAAGUGCAAACCUACAGAUGUUUACAGAAAAACACAAUUCUCAGGUACAGCAAACAGCAAAUGUCAGCCAGACGCAUCUCUUGCCUCAAACUUUUGAUCAUUCUAACCUGAGACCUAAUGAAACACAUAGUGAAGACAAAGCCUGUAUUCAGCAGAGUGCUGUCAAGCAACAAGUAGAGCCCAAGUUGCAAGUGCUGCCUGUUCCCUGCGGUGGGGCCCAAGUACCAGGUGCUGUUGAAGCUCUCAGGAAAAUGGAGCAUGCAAGUGAAGUGACCGCUCUAACAUCAACCAGUUUGGGUACUGAGCAUCCACAGAGCACAGGCAACUCAGGGUGUUCUCCAGCAAAAAACACGCUCAGCAGUUUCCUUGAAUCACCUAUGAAGUUUCUUGAUACCCCCACAAAAAAUUUAAUAGAUACACCUACAAAAAAAGGACAGCCUGAAAUGCCAACUUGUGACUGUGUUGAGCAAAUAAUAGAGAAAGAUGAAGGCCCAUAUUACACACACCUGGGGACAGGACCAAGUGUCGCUGCUGUGAGAGAAAUAAUGGAGAACAGGUAUGGAGCGAAAGGAAGUGCUGUAAGAAUAGAGGUAGUGGUUUAUACAGGAAAGGAAGGAAAAAGCUCUCAGGGGUGUCCAAUUGCCAAGUGGGUGAUACGAAGAAGUAGCGACGAGGAGAAGUUGCUGUGCUUGGUACGUCAGCGUGCAGGACACCACUGUCAGACUGCCGUCAUUGUGAUUCUCAUCCUGGCCUGGGAAGGGAUCCCUCACCUCCUGGCCGAUACGCUCUACAAAGAGCUGACGCAGAGCCUCAGGAAAUACGGCUGCCCCACCAGCCGUAGGUGUGCGUUAAACGAAGAUCGUACUUGUGCAUGUCAAGGACUUGAUCCAGAAACUUGUGGAGCAUCAUUCUCAUUUGGCUGUUCAUGGAGUAUGUAUUUCAAUGGCUGUAAAUUUGCCAGAAGCAAAAACCCAAGGAAAUUUAGGCUUCUCACAGAUGACCCUAAACAAGAGGAACUUCUUGAAAAUAAUUUGCAAACUUUAGCUACUGAUGUGGCUCCGGUUUAUAAAAAGCUUGCUCCUGAAGCUUUCCAGAACCAGGUGGAAAAUGAACACAUGGGCCCUGAUUGCCGGCUGGGCUCCAAGGACGGGCGGCCUUUCUCAGGUGUAACAGCGUGCAUAGAUUUCUGUGCCCAUGCCCACAAGGACACACACAACAUGCACAAUGGAAGCACCGUGGUCUGUACGCUGACGAAGGAAGACAACCGGAGAGUGGGGGUGAUCCCAAGCGAUGAACAGCUCCAUGUGUUACCUCUUUACAAAAUUUCACAAACAGAUGAAUUUGGGACCGAAGAGGGAUUGGAAGCUAAGAUAAAAGCCGGAGCCAUACAGGUGCUCACAGCUUUUCCCAGAGAAGUGCGAAUGUUAGCUGAGCCUCUCAGAGCUACAAAGAAGAAGAAACCAGACACAAGGAGGACGUCGAGUGAAAAGCAGCCACUAACAGACAAAAAGUACCCCACACCAGUAAAGCUGAAAACUGAAGCCCCAGAAAAUCUCGGCAACACCUUGACUUGUUUAGGGACCACAUCAGAUGCUUUAAAACCUGGAAUAAAAAUGGAGGCUCCUGAUCACCUCUAUGCCAUUAAAAAUACUUCAAACACUACUAAAAAUUGCUCCUUGAUGAAACAGUACACGGCUUCCUCCCCUUUCAAGGUGGAUAGUUUACACCCCUGUUCAUCUUUAGCACACAAGCCUGGCAUCACAGCAGUGACCAACAUUCAACAAGAUUUUUCAGUUCCCUACGGGUAUUUUGAAUGCAGCAGUAAGCAACCUCACGUGACACCUUACGUUAAUUGUAAGAACUUUGAUGUGUCAGUCAAAGAUUAUACUGGAAUUUUGCUGAAUGAGAAGAUGAAUGGUGUGCCACCAAUUCUUCCAGAGGUCACUGUGCCAGGCUCCCCAGCCCCUAAGGCCCCCCUGCCCACUAUACUUGAACAUCAGCCAGACAAGCAGAAUUGUCAGCUUCAGUCAGGCAGCUCCGCCUCUUCGCAGCCCAUCAGCUCCUGUGACCUGUCAGUACCACCGAGCUCUCCGGCAAAGGACGCCCUGGGAAGUGAAGCUGAGUGUUCCCAUGGAUGCCCAGUGGAAAGGGGCAGCUCCCAAAAAGAGCAGCUGUGCAAUUUUGAAUGUGCUGACAUAAAACAGAGCACUGCACUGGGACAGCCGACUGAUGUGGAAGAAAAAGCUGAGGAAAUAUGGUCAGACAGUGAGCACAAUUUUUUGGAUGAUGAGAUUGGCGGGGUUGCUGUGGCACCUUCUCACGGUUCUAUCCUAAUUGAAUGCGCAAGACGUGAACUCCAUGCUACCACGCCUAUUAAAAAGCCCAAUCGCAAUCAUCCCACCAGGAUUUCUUUGGUUUUCUACCAACACAAAAAUUUAAAUGAGCCAAAGCAUGGUUUAGCCAUGUGGGAAGCAAAGAUGGCUGAGCGGGCAAAAGAAAAAGAAAAAGAAGCAGAAAGAUUAGGAAUGGAGAACACUGAACUAAACUCUAGCAGCAGGAAAACAAAGCAAACAGGUGAAACCAGAGAUAUUUUUUAUGAAGACAAUGAGUUCAACCAAAUUCCAUCACGCAGAGCAUUAACAGUUACUAAGGAUAACGUGAUAACAGUAUCUUCUUACGCCCUUACACGAGUUGCAGGGCCUUACAACCAUUGGGCAUAGGUUCAGUAUCGAAUGCCUCCUCUUGGUGCAGUGUUACACAGUGUUUCUUUAAGGUGCUGUUAAAGAACAAGUCUUGUGUAGUUUACUAUUUGCUCAUCUCAACCAUUUUAAGGCUGAGGUAAAAAAAAAGGGGGGGGAUUUCUUCUUAAACUGUGACUUUUAACAUUUGGUGGUGCUCAAGCACAAUUUAAGCAAAAAAAAAACUGUAUAGUUUUAAUACAUUCUAAAAAAGAUUUUGUUUAGGUUAUUAACCUUGAUUGAAUCAUUCAGUUUAUUACCUUUAGGAAUUUAUAUUUGGUGCUUUAAAUCAAGUCUGUUUACUACAAGAAUCAUUUAUAAGGAUUUUAACAGGUUCACAUUUUAUGGUGUUAUACAAGUUAUACAGUAAUAGCUCUACACAGCUCUUGGUGCUUAACCACAUUGAACAGUUAUAAAUAAGCUGAAUUAUUACUUCAUGGUGCCAUUGCUUUAACAACUUCCAACCAUUGGUGUAUAGUCCAAACUGCAGAUAAAUCUUUUAGAAAACCAAUGAUUUUUUUUGAUUUACAGAGGUCAUUAUGUACAAAAUGGAGUUAUUUGCAAUGAUGGCUGGAAGUUGUUUUUAAGCUGUAAAUAUAUAUUUUAAAAGCACUUUCUAUUUUUAAAAUUAACUUGAAAUAGUAUAGUAUAAGGUUCAUAUUGUCUAAGGUUUGUGCAUACUCUACAGAAGAGAUCAUUUUAUUCUUGCUGUGUAGAGUUCCAUAUUGUUACAGCUACAGUAUGUGUGCUAACGGCAUAUGUGAUUGGUUUUAGACUUGCCCUUUUUCAUUGAAGAUUUUAUGUUGCAUUUAAACCAGUUAUCAAAUACAGAAACACGUUGUUAUUUUCAUGAGCGUACAAUGAGUUAGGAGACAUCUUGUCAGUACAUGUGUUGGGAGCUAGGAAUAUCGUUUGGGUCUUUUUAAAGGCAGCAUUUGUUACGAUUUUUUUGAGCAAUAAGUUUGUAAGUCUCAUUUGUUUGGAGCAUUUUAAGCUAACAUGACAACCAAAUGUUCCUAAUGCCUCAGGGGUAGGAUUGUUUUGGAAAAAAUACCCCCUAGAGUCGCUUUAUUCUGUUCUGGAAAAACAAAAUAACUAAUUUGGGGAAAACACAAUGUAAGUGUUGGAAGACAUAAAUCUUCUAAUAUUUAACAGCAAAUUUUUCAUUAAGAAUAAUGUAUCUGUACUAUUCACCAGCCCUUUCUGUUCAGUUUUUGUACAAAAAUGUUCUGUACAUUUUUCAUGUGGUUCGCAUGUUCUUCUUUCCAAACACAGAAAAGUUAUCUUCUCCAUUUCUGUUGGAAAAGUGACUAUUUGAUAGACCAUAAGAAAACCAGACACUCCAUUGCUUUUAAAUGCUGUAGCAUCCCACUCUUCUUUCUGAUUCUCCUCUCCUAUGUAUUUCCUUUUUAAACUUAUUUAAACAGAUUACCAAAUUACAACAUUAGCUAAGAACUGACCUCAUCCUACAGCUUCUCGCAUGCGAACAGCUCUGCAUAACCAUAGCUGCCCAGUCAGAGCCUGCAGGAUUGCUCAGGCCAGAUCCCCGCUCCUGACUGAGAGCUGCAGGAUCAGGCUCCUGAGGUGAAGCUGUACCUUACUUCUGCCUCGGAGUCCUCUCCACUGGAGUAAUCUGUAGGUGUAAAGAGGUCAGAAAAUGUACUAAUAAUAUGCUUGAUAAUGUUCUAGCAUAGUGGUGCUGUAACAGAAGAGUAUGAACUCUCUAGAUCUGCUCUAUUUCAAAUCCAGACAAGGUGCUUGUUCCUUGGAAAGCUGAACUGUAAGCCCUGUUUACAGUUUUGGUACGAAAAAUACACUAGCUAUGUUCUUAACACAGUGCCAGUUAGGACCUUGGUGCUACAAAUGCUGAAAUGUGGCUGUAGAUCCCCGAGACUGUUCUGUACAGAUGUGCACACCUGCAGGUCUGAAGUAGCAAUGUAAGGACCUUGGGUUCAGUUCUGCAGCUUCCUGUCAGAAUUAACAGAGCAGUUGAUGGCAGAGGACGGCCCAACUGAACCCUUCUUUGUAUCUUACCUAUUUUAAGUAAGUUUGUAAAAACCGGGUAUGCUGCAAAUUCUAGUUCAAAGCUUAAUAUUAGCUCAGAUAGAGGAUAUGAAGGGAUUGUAAAUAGUAAUAAAACAAAACCAAUUUUAUGCCAUCAUUUUUUACCAGCAGUUUUAUGCUUCUUGGCUACGUAAUAUACAGUAUACAUCAGAUCAUUAUGGUAUUUUGUGUGCCUUAGAUUUCCAUUUAAAAACUUGUAUAUUUUUGGUGAGCUGAAGAUUAGUACGAGUUCCAGCAGUCCCUACAUUAAGCAGUACUGUUUUCACUCAUGUAUUUUCUACCUGAAAACCCUUGUCCCGCCCCACAGUUGAUCAUGUAAGAGGAAAGAUUAAUUUACUCGUUUCAGUGCUGAUAGCUUUAGUUUGUAUCCAUGCAGAUUGAAAAACUUGAUUUCUGAGCACUCUCAUGUGCAUAAGUUUUUCUAUACUAAAUCAGUAAAUUAUAGAGCCAUCUCUUGAUAUUUUAAAGGGUUUGGAUUGUUAAAGUGUAUUAUUUUCACUUAAAUCUUCCCCUAUAAAUGCCUUUGUUUAAUUUAUGCGUGACUGGAAACUUUGAGAUUAAAAUGUUCCAUUGGAAAACCAGCAGCUUCCCUCAGAGAAGUGAGAAACAGAAAGGUGAAUCUGAAAGGAUACCUCCAAACAUAGCCUCUGGCAAGUCACUGCACAGGUCAGUUGAGGUCUUUUUAAGAAAUGGCCAUUUUACCAGAGAAAGAUUUAUCUUAACAUACAAUUAAUGCUUUAACAGAUAGGUGCUAAAACUCAUAGUUAACUAUUUUAAGCUUACUUACAUGAGAAGAAUUUAUGGUGUAUAGAACAAAAUGCCACUGGUGGUGCUAUUUCCUUGGCUGACUGUCACACAGCUACUUUUCCAGGCAGGCCAGCCACUUUCAGUACUGCUGUGGCACACAACAGGUUGUAAUCUGAGAAGCUGCUAUUUUCUGUUGCUGUACUGCAGCAUAGAAGAUGCAAAUGCUCACUCUUUUUACAGCUGAAUGCUAUUUAUUGUAACAUCUCAGAAUAGUUAUGUCAUUUUGAGUAGGGUUGUCAUGAUACAACAGCAUUUGUCUCUUAAAAUUUGCUAAUCUGUGGGUCUGUUGCUUUCUUUGCAGCCCACACAACCACUUGAAUUUGCUCUUGGCCCUUAACAAGGUCCUUUAAGGAUGGCCAGCCAAAGAGCUGGGUCUACAAUGAAGGUAGCUGGCUAGGUUAGACCUGCCUAUUUUAACUGGUUUCCAGCAGCUGGCACGAUGAUGUGGGUUAAGAACCAGAAAAUGGACUCAGGUGUGGGCUGGUGAUGGGGUGUGGUUGUGUGUUGAUCCUUCUUCACAGUAUGCUAGCAAAAACAUGAUCCAACACGGGACACCUCUGACUUCCCAGAAGAAAUGUCUCUCAUCUCUUUCUCCACUGCCACUUUACACUCACCCUAGAGGGAGGGAGCAGUGCUUUCUGCAGGAGCGGCUCUGUGGACUCACUCAGUCCCUGUUGGAGUUACUGCAGUCAUGCCCAAUUCAGUAGUGAAUUUUACUCAUGCAGUUUCUCUGUGCUUACUGAUUUGUAAUGUGCUAUUAUGUUACAGAAAACAGAAAUAAUUCUUACUAUAAAUAUUUUGGUCAUAAGAUCUAAACAGCUUUUUAAGAACUUAGAAGUACUUGUGACUUUCUAGCUGUAACAGUUGUAGUCAGAUUUAUUUUAAGGACUUUUAAAGCUAAUUUAGGAAUAACUGCUGUUAUAAGUCCUUUUCUUACCUGUGACAGUGCUUCUCUAUGCUUAGAACAAGAAAUGACUAGUAUCUUAAGCAAUGUUUUAUGUUAAGCAUGAGUGAAUAGCAACUUCUUUGUACUUAAGAUCAUUUGUAACAUAAAACUGUUUGGGAUUUUUAAAACAACUUGCUAAUAUCAUUGCAGUAUUAUAUUAAAUUUGGGCUAAAUUUGGAUCCUCCUUAUGUUGCUGCAGCCCCCUGACUGCAAAGUGUUCAUUCAUCAAGCUUUCACACCAUUUUCAUGUGUAGCUGGAUGGAACUGAAUGAUAACGGUGUGCCAAAGCCAGUGCCGAGUCAGACCCUCGUAACCCUACAGUUAAUAGGUUUUGCAAGGAGAGAUGGAGACUGGAGUAAAUGUACAUCUGGUUAAACACUUCUGGUUAAACUUCACCUCGAGUUUAAGGUAGGCAGGUCUAUUUCAGGCCACUUUCAGGCUUAUGCUCUUAACAGGUUGAGCAGAAAAUAAUGAAGUACUUACUGCCUUUUAUUAAAGGGUAGAGGGGUGUCAGCAUCAUUGUUUUCCUCUUUCCAAUAGUAAAGACCUUAGGAUUCUUUUUUUAGUCCAUUUCACCAGUUCAUCAUCCCAGCACAGUUUGCAGUGUUCAACCACUUAUUUUAACUUCACAUUUAAAAGAUAUGAGAUGCUUCUCCAUGCUGUAUUCUUAAUUCUUCCCACAACAGUAUCUUUUUCUCUUUUCUUCUACUGAUCAUUAUGUAUGUAUUUUUUCCACACAUACAUAUAUUAAAGUGCUAGAAGGGUGCUAAACAACUGAAUGUGAAGGUGAUGUGCUCUAUUUGGUUUGACUGAUGGACAGUAUUCUGUUUCCAACACCUUGCACAUCCUCCAGCUUUCCUCAUAAAGUCAGAGAAUGCAGGUGUAGACCCCAAACAGCUACACACAUAGGGAGUUAAUCUACAGAGAGUUACCAAUUAGAGCAGAUAAACUGUAUUCCAAAGUGCUGCUGCAGUGGAGUAAGGCAACUGCUAACCUGAUGUUCAGUACUGCAACUGUUGCCACAGAACAUUUUAAUACUGUUGUUGAAAGUUUUGUCACCUGAUCAGUAUUUUACAUGUAUAUCUGUAUUUUUAUUAUUGUAAUGGAAAAGUGUCUAAGUUUGGGAGUUGUAUUAAAAUAAGAAUUAAGGCCCUGAUUAUCAUUUAUACUACUGGCCUUUGCAUCCCAUUAAAAUGAUAAAGGACCUGAAAUGGAUUAUGAUUUAUCUUACGUGCUUCAGAGUAUCCCAUUGCACUGACAAUGGUCUGGAAAGUUGGCAGUAUAAAUCAAAAUUGUUACCAAAUGACUAAUUUGUACAAUCAUCUGAAAUCAAUUUAAUAAUAUCCCGACUGUUUGCUUACUGGACAGUAACAUUCAAUUGUUCUCCAUUUACAAAUACAGGCUGGAAAGGAACUGGCUUGGCUUUUAUCAGGUUUUAAGCAUUCACGUAUAUUGGCUGCCGUUUUCCCAACACUAUGUACAAAGAGAAUGUGGUGCAAGGUUUUUGUACCUCUAAGUAAUGGCCUGGCUAGAAAUCUCACAGAAGAACUGUCAAUAACACUGUGUCUGAGCUUUGGUAGUUUUUCCUAGAAUAUUUGCUUCCUUUUACCAUAGUUCAUCACACAGACUGGAGUUGUGACAAUCCAUUUAAUUCUGUUCUUUUCUGAUUGAAGAUUCAAUGGGGUGUGUAGUAUUGUGGUUGUUGUCACUCUGUGGUGAGUUUUAAGACAAAGCUAAAAGCCGGUGUUUUCUAACUGCCUAAACUGUGGUGACACUCAAUGUGAAACCAUUGGCACUGCCCUGCAAGCUUGAGUCAUGCAGAGCUUCCCUUGCUGCCAAUGGAAGCAUUAUGUAAGCAUCCAGCCCUGCUACAGUGCAGUUACAGAAUGCAACACGGUGCAAACUUCUCUUUCAAUACAAGUUUGAGGAAAAGGAAAUACAUUUUCUCCCUUAAAUUUCUGAACUACAGUAAUACUGCAGAGUCUAAUGAAGACAGAUUUUGUGCUAACUCUGUGAAUGCCAGUCUAAUCCAUGCAACUCGAAAGGCAGCAUCUGGACUUUGUGAAUCUCUUGUCCUCAGAAUGAAAAAAAUAACUGUAGGCAAGAAAAACAAAUGUGAUAUCCCAAUGCCAGUUCUAACCAACACGAACAGUUCAAACAUUUCAGUGUCUACCAACCAUUCUACAAUUCUUUGUUCAGUUUGAGACAGCUCUUCAUCAUAUGACAAUAUCAGAGCAGGUCAUAAAUAAUGUUCAGACUUUGCUGUCAUAAGGAAGAACAUUAAUAUGUAAGGACAUACUGUACUGCCAUGCUAUGGUUAAAUGGAAUUCUUUCCUGCUUUGCAUAGUGAAAAUAUUAACAGCAUGCUAAAGCAAAAAAGAGAACCUUGCCUUUCUUUCCUUCUCUCUUUUCUUUUUUUCUCUCUUUAUCUUUCUUUCUCUGGGAUGCACUGGGUAUUUAUUUUUCAAAUUUGGAUUUGAGGGUUUGGGUUAUUUCCAGUUACCAGCCUAUGGUACUUUGAUCUGGAACUUAAAAAUACUACUUUAAAUGAAAGAUUAUGUACAGGGACAAAAGAAUCAGAAAGCAAAAGCACUUCAUUAUGUCACACUAUUUACGGGAGAAGGUAUAAAAUUUGCUUCUUUUCUCAGAAAACAUUUGGGCCUGAUUCUUUCCUAGUAAAACUGAGCACAGCUUCAUGAGGCUAGUGGAGCUGUGCACAGUUAUGCUAGCUGAGAAACUGAACCUUAAAAUCUUCUUUGCAGACAAGGGAACCCUUACCAGCAGUACUUGAAGACUUGUGAGUUGUGACUGCAUGUUACUUGAAAGAUCUAAUUAAGCUAUGUUUUUUGGUGCAAGCAGUUGUUGUACAUGAUUUCAUGUUUAUGUAGCAAGAUGCAUUGAAAUGUCGAUACUAGUAUUGAAACAUACAUGUAAAAAUUGUUGUUGUGGAAAUUGUCUGUUCUGUUCUAUUUUUCUUGUGUGUCUCAUCUGUUUAGAACGUAAACUUUCCUUUUUUCUAUUUUUUAUUGUCCUAACUGAAUAAGGCUAAAUGAAUACUGUAAUUGAAAAUAUAUUUUAAAUCUUGUCAUGAGUUUUUAAAAAGACUAUUACAAAUUGUACCAUUCCUGAUUACACAGAACUUUGUGGGUGGUUUUAAAUAAAUUUUAUACUUCUAUUUUGCA
Messenger RNA from Pogoniulus pusillus (Red-fronted tinkerbird), 14280 nucleotides. RefSeq names its product tet methylcytosine dioxygenase 1 (gene TET1). NCBI's taxonomy places the organism in Eukaryota, Metazoa, Chordata, Aves, Piciformes, Lybiidae. Gene Ontology annotation, molecular function: DNA 5-methylcytosine dioxygenase activity; DNA binding; zinc ion binding. The record is from RefSeq and is a predicted model, not a curated record. Gene Ontology annotation, biological process: positive regulation of transcription by RNA polymerase II. The transcript is spliced from 12 exons. Bases 487 to 7263 code for a protein of 2258 amino acids. Gene Ontology annotation, cellular component: nucleus.